Messenger RNA from Aspergillus mulundensis, 1491 nucleotides. RefSeq lists its product as uncharacterized. The transcript has 2 exons. NCBI's taxonomy places the organism in Eukaryota, Fungi, Ascomycota, Eurotiomycetes, Eurotiales, Aspergillaceae. The coding region runs from base 1 to 1491 and encodes 496 amino acids. The record is from RefSeq and is a predicted model, not a curated record.
AUGAAGGAUGUCCUCGCGAUGACGAUGGCAUUCCAUUCUAUUCGCAUCGGCAUCAUCUGGCCAGAUACGCUUCAUUAUCUCGCAGGUGGCAAGCUGCCGUCGAAAGAGACGGUGGGCGCAUGUCCGCGACGGCUGAGGUAUCUCAAACAGCUUUUCUAUGACCUUGAUCUGCCCGGCUAUAUCGUUCGUUAUAACAAGAAGCGACCUUAUCCCACAUUCUUUCGCCAUGGUCUUUUGCAACUCUGGGAGGAACUCGCCGCUUGGAAGGAACCGUAUGUUGCUCCCCGCGGCAUCACACUGGAGCUGCGCGCGAAGACUUGUUGGACUUGUCCUCUCGGAACGGAACCACAAACUCGGGAUUCAGGUGCUAAACGUGGCUUAAGUCUUGACGAUAUUUCGGGGAGCUCUCCUACCCUUCCCGUGGUCCCCUGCGUGACGGGGUUGUUCGUCGGUAGACCUGGCCAUCGAAUCAAUCCUACCACCAUUGGCCAGAUGAUUCUUUCUUUGCCCAACUUGCGGAGUCUAGAUAUUACGCUUGGCAUGAUUCGACACAAGCAUAGGGCUCUUCGCAGGGAAUUAAAGUCUUCGCUAGCGCUCGUUCUAGAGACUCCAACCCUCCAACGCCUGCAACGUCUCAAUCUGGCUUUGGAUGAGCACGCGCCCCUCAGUCAUAGCUCCUGGACCAAGGCAGACCCCGAAUAUCCAAACGGAGACGACUUGGGUCGGGCAGUCUGCCGGCUAGCACAGACCUGCCUUGAGGAGCUUCAUUAUUCUGGCCCAGUGUCACCGGUGAUUUUUGGCGUUGACCCCAACCAUCCCCACCACGAGCAGAAACAAUUUCCGCGAUUGAAGAAACUCGACAUUAAGUUCCCAAUACAUACCUAUGACGGACGCUGGUACUACAACGAUGAUCCUAGUAACGUGAACAGAUUUUUUUUUCACCUGGAUGAGUUGCAAAAGUACGAGUACGGGUACGACUACGACUCUGACUGGUCAUCAGCAUCCGACACGGAUGAAAGACACAACUCAACCAGAACACUGAAAUUUAUCCAAUGGUGGCGGAGAACGGUAGACCCUGAGAUGUUCGAGCCUUUGCUUCGUGCGCUGGUUUCAGCAACCCAGCGAAUGCCCAAGCUCUGCGCCCUCAAAUUUGUAGCCAGGAAUUGGGAGACUGCGCUAUAUGAUCUUGGAAUUGAGUUCGCCGGAGGUGGCGUCCAAGCCAACUUUCUCUACCAUUCCCUGAUAUCUGGACCAUUGGUAGCGAAACCGAAGUGGGUGGUGAUGCGGGGAUUGAAGAUGAAAUGGGACCUGCCAGAGAAUAUAAGACGCAUGAUGCAGGAGCAAGCCGGUGGAAACGCCGCAAUUCUCGACUCGGACGGGUAUUGGAUGGACCUAGCACUCGGCAUUGGGGUGGGAAUGUGGUCUGGAAUCGAGAUGCAAGGUGGCUUCGUCUUGACGGAGCGCCGUCUUUUCCCACCCGACAUCCACUGA